This is a messenger RNA of Macrobrachium nipponense, 405 nucleotides long. RefSeq names its product large ribosomal subunit protein mL41-like (gene mRpL41). Gene Ontology annotation, biological process: translation. Gene Ontology annotation, cellular component: mitochondrial large ribosomal subunit. Gene Ontology annotation, molecular function: structural constituent of ribosome. The record is from RefSeq and is a predicted model, not a curated record. NCBI's taxonomy places the organism in Eukaryota, Metazoa, Arthropoda, Malacostraca, Decapoda, Palaemonidae.
AACGAGGUGUCCGACCAACUGGCUUGACAGAAGGCAAAAAAUUUGUUUUUGUUCCUGAAAUGGUCCCUGAAAUUAUAGUGCCUGACCUCGAUGGCUUCCAGCUCAAACCUUAUGUAUCCUACCGGGUCCCAGAGGUUGUGCAAAGUGAAUUCACGCCACAAGACCUGUUUUAUGCUGUUUAUAGUAAAAAAAUUGCUGAAGAUUUCAAAAAUGGAAAACUUGAUGAAGAUGGCAAUUCCACUGAACCAUCAUAUGAAGAACUAUUAAGUGCAGAGGAGGCCAAAAUUAGGGCUAAUUCUGUUGGUGCAGAUAAGUUCUCUGAAAUCACUUGGUUGGAAAAAUAGGAAGAAAGUUGUGUAGCAGAUUUUUCUUGUAUAGUAGUGUAUCAAAUAUAUUCUAUUUAUA